CUUUGCUUGUACGGUCUUUAUGUACUUUGAGAAAAGGUUGUGCGGUGUUGUUAAGAGGUUUCAUUUUAGUCCGUUAUACUCGCACCAUAUUCUUACAGAUUAUAGGAAACGUCCACAGAAUCGCCAUGUAUUCACGCUUCAUAACUAUAACACUUAUUUGCGUUCCGAUCAUUUUGGACUUGAAGAAUUACCCACGGCGGACUUUUUGUUUCUGCCAUUUGUCCACGAUGAUCAUUGGUGGUGUUAUUCAGUGAAGUUGAGGUCAAUGGAGAUUUUUGUGAUUGAUUCAUUGGGGAAGGGGAUCAGAGACCGCAAAAGGAUAGACACAGCCGUUGCUGAAAAUAUGGCACGGUUUUUUUGCAUCCUGAUGAAUAUACCGGAAGGUAGUAUUGCUCCUUUGACAGUUAAACAAGCAAAUAUCCCAUCCCAACCAAACUUACAUGAUUGUGGAGUAAUAAUGUUGAAAGCAAUGGAAAUCUGGGAUGGAGAUGAAAAAUACAACGGGAAAAGCAUGCCUGAAUAUACAACUGAGGAGCUGCUUGGGAUUAGAAAGAAAUAUGUGUGUGACUGGAUCCUGGACAACGAGAACACUAGCAGAAUGGAAGCCCUACAUCUAUACGGCAUUGUCUAGGAUUGCUAAGAAAUUAUCAAAUUUUGACAUGUA
Molecule: messenger RNA, 664 nt
Organism: Vigna angularis (adzuki bean)
Lineage: Eukaryota; Viridiplantae; Streptophyta; Magnoliopsida; Fabales; Fabaceae
Exons: 6
Coding region: 20-631 (203 amino acids)
Biological process (GO): protein desumoylation
Cellular component (GO): nucleus
Molecular function (GO): deSUMOylase activity
Source: RefSeq, a predicted model, not a curated record